AUGAGACUCCAAUUGAACCCCACAACUUACGCCCUUCUCGCCCUCACCUUCCAACUCUCCCGCGCGGAUUUGAGCUACUACUGCGAAAUGGCCAAAGACAAAAGCAACUUGAUCCAGAAAGCCUACUGCUGCGACGAUCUCGCUCCGGCGCGGUACGCCGAGCAGUUCUUCCAGGCGGCGAAGUGUACGCUUGCGGAUCCGAAGACGGUGGGGGAUUCGUGUCCGAAUGAUGGGAUGGCGCCGGUCUGUUGUUAUGAGACUCCGCUUUACUUUAUUUGUACUUCGAAUGGGUAUCUUCAGGAUUUGUAG
This is a messenger RNA of Aspergillus pseudoviridinutans, 309 nucleotides long. RefSeq lists its product as uncharacterized. The record is from RefSeq and is a predicted model, not a curated record. NCBI's taxonomy places the organism in Eukaryota, Fungi, Ascomycota, Eurotiomycetes, Eurotiales, Aspergillaceae. The coding region runs from base 1 to 309 and encodes 102 amino acids. The transcript is spliced from 3 exons.